Molecule: messenger RNA, 1080 nt
Organism: Myxozyma melibiosi
Lineage: Eukaryota; Fungi; Ascomycota; Lipomycetes; Lipomycetales; Lipomycetaceae
Exons: 1
Coding region: 79-921 (280 amino acids)
Source: RefSeq, a predicted model, not a curated record
CUGCCCCGCGCCCCUCCACUACUCUUCUCAUCCUCUAGAUCUGCAUCUUCUACACUGAUUGUUGAAUCUGUCGUCGUGAUGUCGGGGAAGAAAACAGACAGCACAGACUCCGCACAGCAACCCUGGGCAGGCACCAGGUUCACCUUCAGACAGACAUCCGCAAGAACAUCCACAUCCACAUCCGCCUUCCAUCUCUCUUCACAAUCCACCACAGAUGAAGCAAUACUAUCGCCCCGUUCACACUCCCUGCUCAACACCACACUUCCUCGUCACUCUUUACUCUCUCUCUCAGAUGCAUGCGCUAUGGAUCUCGACCGCGUCGCCGCCCCUCGCCUCAUCACCCUUGACAGCAACAACAGUAAAGAUGAUCAUUCGGAUAUAUACGAACAAGCGCGUCGGUUGAAAAAGCGACGCAUUCAAUCUGAUCACCAUCAGCACACACCAGCGAGAAAGUCAACUAGAAGGACCAGACAAACCCAGUCGACUUCAACAUCAGCACCCUCGGAAGAAGUCUACACCGGCUCACCCACCAGCUUUCUCGCAUUCACAGAUCCUGUACCAUCACCCUCCUCCUCCUCCUUAACAGCUCCUGCAAAACUUGCUGCUUUAUCUUCAUCUCCGCGGAAACGCAAGGCUGACGAUAUGCUGCGCGACACGCUCACAAAUACAAGUCCGCGGAAACCUCACCCCCCGCGUCCAGCCACCUCCAAACCAUCACACCCCGCCCUCCUUGUGAUCCACGUCGACACCGACGAGGAAAUGGGCGACGGCGACGGCGACAGCAACAGCAACGGCGACGGAGACGGAGAUGUGUCGAUGGGGAUCGCGGACGAGCGGGCUGCUUCAUCUAAUGCGAUGAUGACGCGGGUCGCGAGCGAGCUUGUCGAUCCGGAGUUGCUGGUGGCUGUAUUUGGCUAUUAGUUUCCCCUGAGUUUUUAUAUUGCUGUUUUUUAAUUUCUAUUCUGUUUGUGUAUUAGAUUGUGUAUUAGGAGUGGGCUUAUCUUGUAUAUUAGGAGCUAGAAGGGAAAGGGGGAGGCGUUUGAUUUGUCAGUGUUCAGUGUGUAGUGUGUAGUGUGUAGU